Messenger RNA from Gymnogyps californianus (California condor), 829 nucleotides. RefSeq names its product histone H2A-IV. Lineage: Eukaryota; Metazoa; Chordata; Aves; Accipitriformes; Cathartidae. Gene Ontology annotation, molecular function: structural constituent of chromatin; protein heterodimerization activity; DNA binding. The record is from RefSeq and is a predicted model, not a curated record. The transcript has a single exon. Gene Ontology annotation, cellular component: nucleosome. The coding region runs from base 1 to 390 and encodes 129 amino acids.
AUGUCUGGCCGCGGGAAGCAGGGCGGGAAGGCGCGGGCCAAGGCCAAGUCGCGCUCGUCGCGGGCCGGGCUGCAGUUCCCCGUGGGCCGCGUGCACCGGCUGCUGCGCAAGGGCAACUACGCGGAGCGGGUGGGCGCCGGCGCCCCGGUGUACCUGGCGGCCGUGCUGGAGUACCUGACGGCCGAGAUCCUGGAGCUGGCGGGCAACGCGGCCCGCGACAACAAGAAGACGCGCAUCAUCCCCCGCCACCUGCAGCUGGCCAUCCGCAACGACGAGGAGCUCAACAAGCUGCUGGGCAAGGUGACCAUCGCGCAGGGCGGAGUGCUGCCCAACAUCCAGGCCGUGCUGCUGCCCAAGAAGACCGACAGCCACAAGGCUAAAGCUAAGUGAACACAUCUAAGACUAAUCAGGAAACAAAUCAGACAAAAAAAGGCUCUUUUCAGAGCCACCCACAAUGGUCAUAAAGAGUUGAGUUGCUGUUUGUGGUUUCGGUUCUAGGGAAUGCAGGCAGAAACAUGUAAGCCUUUUUUUUUUUUUUGUGCUUGCCUUGAUUAUGUUCUCCCUUCCUGCCUAAGUCUUUUGUAGGGAAGAUGUUGUUUUAUUAAUACUGAAUGUUACUUUUUAAAAAAAUUGCGCUGAUCUACCGAGAUAUUCGAUUUAGUUGCUUGUUGCUUUUUUAGAAUUACUUCCUAUUUUAAUAAAAUACUUUUUUGUUUUGAGAAAGUCUGGGCUUUUUUAAUGUGUCGGCAGGGGCAACUACAGUUUUUGUAUGAUGUUGGAGUAAACAUUGUGCUUCCUAGUAAGUAAACUCUGGCUUUGCUGUAAAUGC